Messenger RNA from Clunio marinus, 521 nucleotides. NCBI's taxonomy places the organism in Eukaryota, Metazoa, Arthropoda, Insecta, Diptera, Chironomidae. The record is from the annotation of a GenBank genome assembly.
UCCUUUAUUCGAAUUACUUUUCUCUUUCUUUACCUUCUUAUAAGAUAAAUCAUGAAAUUAAGUUCUUCAUUUUUACAAACAUUUUCGGCCUUCUAUUGUAAGGUCUUUCCUGGGAAUUAUUUCUGUAUGUUCGUAACAUUGCUUCUUAUCAUUAGAAACCUGGUCCUCCAUCUUAUUCAGAACUACCUUUGUAAUGACACUCUUCUGUCGAAUCUGGGCAUGACUUUCCUAAACAGCCGCGGUGAAUCAUACAAGGUCCAUUUGAUGAAAAAUAUGGUUCUACAUAAUCAGACGAUGAUGUUUCGGCAGAUUCUUCUAUAGAAUUCGAAUCAGAUGAUGAUAGUUCAGUAGAUUCUUCUAUAGAAUUUGAGUCAGAUGAUGAUGCUUCAACAGAUUCUUCCAUAGAAUUUGAAUCAGACGAUGAUAGUUCAGUAGAUUCAUCUAUAGAAUUUGAAUCAGACGAUGAUAGUUCAACAGAUUCUUCUAUAGAAUUUGAGUCAGAUGAUGAUAGUUCAGUAGAU